This is a messenger RNA of Agrilus planipennis (emerald ash borer), 989 nucleotides long. RefSeq lists its product as uncharacterized. Bases 627 to 953 code for a protein of 108 amino acids. NCBI's taxonomy places the organism in Eukaryota, Metazoa, Arthropoda, Insecta, Coleoptera, Buprestidae. The record is from RefSeq and is a predicted model, not a curated record. Gene Ontology annotation, cellular component: nucleus. The transcript is spliced from 2 exons.
AAAAAUAAUUCAAUUCCGAAAUUUUUGAAAGAUUUCAAGAAUAAAAAGUUACAUUGAACACCAUCUAUGAGAAUAUAUUGUCAACAUCAACCAAACCCAAUGUUGGUAUGACGAAUGGAUUCAGUUGAAAACAAAUGGAGCACUCGUCAGUAGAUUGUUUGAAUACACGUGAAAUAAACUAGUCAGUAGAUUGUUUGAAUACACAUGAAAUAAAAAAUUUUUUUACUUUUUAAGCAACAAUGAACGUUUUCACUAAAUACAGUAAAUAUUUAUUACGUUCAUGUAUCUAUUAUGAGAAGGUUUUUGCUCUAACAUUCACAUGACAUUAUGCAAAAACUAAAUGGAAAGAUGAAGAGCUUGAUUCAAUCUCAAUAGAAGAAACUCCAAAAUAUAUAGACACAAUAUUUGAUGAACAACAACAAGAAAUUUUAAAGAAAAGAAAUAAAUCUCAACUGAAUCCUCAGCAUCAUAAUAUUCUAUUUAAUAGACGACUUUAUAAUCAAAGUAUAGAAGACUUUCAUGAUACUAUAAAAUACAAAAGAAAAUUGCUAAGUAGAUAUGGUAUAAAAUCAUUGGAUAUACCGGCUGGAGCACUCUGGCUUACGGAAGAAGGUAUCGAAGAUAAAAUGGAAUACGAAAGAGCUUACAAUCCACAUACCCUCCAAGAAGGUUGGAAAAUUUUAGAAGAAAAAAGACAAAAUGAAGAAGAAACUAUUCGACUAAGGGAUAAAGAAAUAGGAGAAAAUCUCAAGAAACGUUUCGUCUGGGAGAAAGAGUUGCAAGAUAAAAUAGCCAAGAAAGCAGAAGCAUUACGUGUUGCUCGAGAAAAGAAAUCUCGAUUAAUUGAUGAAGUUUGUCGAAAGUUAGGUUUUGCGGUGAAUCCGCGAGACCCUAAGUUCCAAGAAGCCCUUGAAAAAAUUAACAUUGAUUUAAGAAUCAUUAUGAUAAUGUAGAUGAUAACAAUAUGUAUGAAAAUCAAAUUGUUCUAG